Molecule: messenger RNA, 3964 nt
Organism: Thunnus maccoyii (southern bluefin tuna)
Lineage: Eukaryota; Metazoa; Chordata; Actinopteri; Scombriformes; Scombridae
Product: zinc finger protein 2 homolog
Exons: 3
Coding region: 103-2070 (655 amino acids)
Biological process (GO): regulation of transcription by RNA polymerase II
Molecular function (GO): RNA polymerase II cis-regulatory region sequence-specific DNA binding; DNA-binding transcription factor activity
Source: RefSeq, a predicted model, not a curated record
GUCACUGUGUUGUUGCUAUGGAGCUGGUAGACCCUACGAACGAUAAGCAAAAAACAGCAAAGUUAGCUUAGUUCGAGUGAUUUAUUAUUUCAAACAGUAGAAAUGUCUGCAGUGGAGCGUUUGAGACAUUUAAUCAACGAGCGACUAACCGCUGCUGCUGAAGAAAUAUUAGGAGUCUUUGCACAAACUGUUUCAGUGUAUGAGGAGGAGCUCAACCGUCAGCGCAGACUGCUGGAUGUCGUCUUGCAGCCGCAGAUAAAGCUGCACAGGACAGAGCUCCUACAGCAACAUGUCUGUAAGGAGGAGGGGGUUCUCGCUGACCAGCAGCUCUGUAACCAGGAGAGGACCUCCAGUCUGGACCAAGAGGACCCAGAACCUCCACAGAUUAAAGAGGAACAGGAGGAGGAGCUCUGCACCAGUCUGGAGGGAGAACAGCUGGUACUGAAGCAGGAGACUGAUUUCUUAAAGUCAAGUCCUAAUUACUUAAGUGAUCACAGUGACUGGACUCUAGUUUUGAGUUGUGAUCAAAGUGAAGCAGAGAAAGAGCCUCCAGACAACAUUUCAACUAAAAGGAUAAGAUCUGAAUCUGACAGAGAGAGCUGUAGAGUAUCUGAACCAACCACUGACCAUCAGCUCAUCUUUCACACCUCUUAUGGGGAAAAUAACCAAGAUCAUGAAAGUUACACCCAUGGAAAUGCAACAAAGCCAAAGAAAAAAUGUGAGGGCACCUCAACAUCAACUAGAAGCGUUAAACCAAAUAUAAUUAAGCAGCAGAAUGACAAACCUUUCAAGUGCAACAGCUGCAGUAAAGACUUUUAUUUGUAUACACAACUAGAAGUUCACCUGAGGACCCACACUGCUGAGAAGCCUUUCAGUUGCACAGUCUGUGGAAAGAGAUUCAGCCUGAAACGUUACCUCACGCAACACAUGAUAACCCACUCAGCUGAGAAGCCGUACGCUUGCAGCAGAUGUCGGAAGAGUUUCCGGCGUUCACAGCAUCUGCAAAUUCACAUGACACGUCACACAGAGAUCUCACAGUCAUCUGUCUGUAAUGAGGAGCUUCUCCCAGACCAGCAGCUCUGUAACCAGGAAAGGAACUCCAGUCUGGACCAAGAAGACCCAGAGCCUCUACAGAUUAAAGGGGAACAGGAGGAACUCUGCACCAGUCAGGAGGGAGAACAGCUUGUACUGAAGCAAGAGGAUGAUACAUUAAGGCCUUCUUGUGAGAGAAAUGACUAUACUGAAGAUCAGACUUUGCUUCUGAAUCUUGACAAAACUCAAAGUACAGAGGAGAAAGAGACUCUGACCAACAUCUCAGUUAUAGUAAUGAAAUCUGAAUCUGACAGAGAGGACUCAUCAGAACCAAACAGUGACCGCCAUCUUUGUCCCAACUCUGACACAGCUAAGAACCAAGACCACGAAAGAGGCAACCAUGAGAAUGCAAAUACUGAUACAAUACCAGAGAACAAACUCUUCAAAUGUCUCUUUUGCACUGAAGAGUUCCAUGAUUUCUUGAAGUUAAAGAUUCACUUAAGGACUCACACUGGUGAAAAGCGUUUCAAAUGCGACACUUGUGGGAAAGGAUUCACUCAGAAGGCUCUGCUUAGGAACCACAUAAUAACUCACACAGGGGCAAGGCCCUUUAUGUGCAAAGUUUGUGGAAAGGAGUUCAAUUGUCAGUCAAACCGCAUCAAUCAUAUGAAAACUCACUCUGAUGAAAAGCCGCACACCUGCUCCACCUGCGGGAAAAGCUUCAGCCGCCCCGCAGACCUGAGGAGGCACAACCGAACUCACACAGGCGAGAAGCCGUACAGUUGUGUCCAUUGCGGGAAGGAGUUUUCUUACCACUCGUCUCUCACGAAUCAUGUCCGAGUGCACACGGGGGAGAAGCCUUAUAAAUGUAUUUGGUGUGGGAAAAGAUUUGCUAUCAGCAAAACGUUGAAAAUACACACCAGAGUCCAUACAGGGGAAAAGCCGUAUAAAUGCAACACUUGUGGGAAGACUUUUGCUCAUAACACAGGACUGACGUUACACAAUAGGAUACAUGCAAGGGAAAAACAACAAAGUUGAAAUUUCCUUUCAGACUACAGUAAGAGUUGGGAACGAUCCGAUCCGAUAUCGGUAUCGGGUGCCAAUACUAACAUAAUUCAAUCAGCGGAUAUUGGAUUGAUGUUACUGAUCCAUGUACCAAUCCAGAUCGCAUAGUCUGAUGUUUUGGCUGGCCGGGAGAGAAGCAGAGCUCAUGGACACUGUGACAGAGCACUGUAGAAAAGACUUGGUGUGGAAGGAACACAACCUAAGAAUGAAGGGAAGUCGCCAGCCCACGGCCUGGUCGUCAAUUUAGGAGAGCGUAAAAACCGGGAGAAGAGCUGACACCCCGCAAGAGCUCAGAGGAGAUGAGCUCAGCACACACGCCACACUGCACUCGCAGGCUGCUGCAGGAUAGAGGGACACGCUUUGUGGGAAAGUGGAGGGAUGAUUGUGCACUUCACCUCUCCUCCAGUUAAAUCCCGCUUUCAUUGUUGCUUUUGAACUAUUGAACGUGAGGAGGUGGCACGGGUCCAUAAAGUAACUCCAAAGGCACCAGAGAAAUUGAGAGAAGCUAUAUACUGAAUAGGAAAAAGCCUUUUUUUGUGUUUGUUAUUUCCUUCUGCUUUUUGUUUGAUACAUUUUAUUUAUUUGCAUGGAUAUUUGGUUUGUUUUGGUUGCAGUGUAUUUAGUUAACAAAUUACUGGCUCACCCCUUUUAGCUAAUAUAGCUGGACUAUUCUACCUUACACCAUCUGACCUUUUGAAGCAGUAGAGGACUGAGACAGAUAAGUCUGUUGAUUGUUUUCACCCUCUGUAUUCGCCAGUUGGAGACGGUGCGAGGCCGCCAGGGACUGGAGACCACCCGCAUGCUGCCCUCAGAUGGAUUGGACACUAGACUAUUUUUAUUUACUUUAGUGAUGUUUUAUUAAUUCUUAGAGACCUAGACUUUUAACCUGUGUUUUAAAUCUGUCCUUAGCUUGUGUUUUAGCUUAUAAUAAAUUCAUUUGUUUUUAACCUCAAUUUCUGCCUGAAUGCUGUUUUGGGUCAGCACAACUCUCCAGUACAAAUUACUGGAUUUUUCUUUAAAGUAACACUCCACAUGCAUAGCAAAUUUUGCUUUGGUAUGCAUUUAAAUUUAAUGCAUUUUUGUAUAUGUUUUGCUCUUUUAAUAGGUGCUGUGUGGUUUACUACAACCUCAUAUAACCUUACACAUAAUACCAACAACAACAAUAAUAAUGAUAAUAAUAAUAUUCAAGAAAAAAGAGCUCUGGUAUCGGUAUCAGCAUAUAUUGAAAUUCAGGUAUUGAAAUCAGAAUUGAUCAGAAAUCAGUAAAUGAACUGAAAAAAAGUGAAUUGGUGCAUCUCUAACUACAGGGAGAGCUUGAAGUGUACACACUCCACCUGAUACACUGUUAAUAUCUGUUAAUCCGUAUGGUCUUGAGGUCUAAUUUAAAUCAAAUUAAUUAGCUUUUUUAUCUUUGCGUUUAAGUUUUGCUUACUUCAAAAUGCCUGUUCUUAUUGAAUGAGCUUUUGGGAUAUACUUAGUAUUUUUCAUCUUAUUGAAUACCACAUUUAUUUACAAUACAAGCCUGAUGAUAAUAGCAUAUUUUCAAGCAUGAGCCACACAACAAUAAGUACAUAGAAUUAUAGCCAGUGUUUAAUUUGGUCAAAAAUUCCCUUUCAUUGCCUAUGGACACUCGAUCUUAAACAUUUACCAACAAGAACCUUUAAAAAAAACUUUAAAAACUGUAAGCUGUUUGCUAUAGAGGCCCCGAGAGGCAAGUGAAAAAAAAAACUCUGGUGAUCCAUUUUCAAAGUCUGAUCUAAAUUGUUUUCUCCCCCUUGUUUUGCCAGAGUUCUUUUUUGUUCAUCUGUGAAACGGAUGGGAAAAAAAGUUUUGCCAGGUGAUUUUUUUUUUUGUCAGGAUCAUUUUU